GUUAAAAACUUAUGGCUACUUACUUCCAUCUGACAGCCAAAUGUCUGCCUUGCAGUCGGGAAAAGCUGUGCAGUCUGCAGUUGCCACUAUGCAACAGUUUUAUGGAAUCCCAGUAACAGGAGUUUUGGACCAGACAACUAUUGAGUGGAUGAAGAAGCCUCGAUGUGGCGUUCCAGAUCAUCCCCAUCUACGUCACAGCCGGAGGAAAAAGCGCUAUGCACUCACUGGGCAGAAGUGGAGACAGAAGCACAUAACCUACAGUGUGCACAACUACACCCCCAAAGUCGGCGAGAUUGAUACGAGGAGAGCCAUUCGUCAGGCCUUUGAUGUUUGGCAGAGAGUGACACCACUUACCUUUGAAGAGGUCCCUUACCAUGAAAUAAAAAAUGACAGAAAGGAGGCAGAUAUUAUGAUAUUUUUUGCUUCUGGUUUCCAUGGAGACAGUUCUCCGUUUGAUGGAGAAGGUGGAUUCCUGGCUCACGCUUACUUUCCUGGACCGGGAAUUGGAGGAGACACUCACUUUGACUCAGAUGAGCCAUGGACCCUGGGAAAUUCUAACCAUGAUGGGAACGAUCUCUUCCUGGUGGCYGUGCACGAGCUGGGCCACGCGCUGGGGCUGGAGCACUCCAACGACCCCAGCGCCAUCAUGGCCCCUUUCUACCAGUACAUGGAGACACACAACUUCAAACUGCCCCAGGAUGACCUCCAAGGAAUUCAGAAAAUCUACGGUCCUCCCAUUGAGCCCCUGGAGCCAACCAGGCCUUUACCAACUCUUCCUGUUCGCAGAAUUCACUCCACCUCGGAAAGAAAGCACGAGAGGCAGCCACGCCCUGCCAGCCCUCCUCUGGGUGACAGGCCAGCUCUCCCUGGCUCCAAACCCAACAUCUGCGAUGGCAACUUUAACACCGUGGCUCUCUUUAGAGGAGAAAUGUUUGUUUUCAAGGAUCGCUGGUUCUGGCGUCUGCGCAACAACCGRGUGCAGGAGGGCUAUCCCAUGCAGAUUGAGCAGUUCUGGAAGGGGCUCCCUGCAAAGAUCGACGCAGCCUAUGAGCGCUCUGAUGGCAAAUUCGUUUUCUUCAAAGGAGAUAAGUACUGGGUUUUCAAGGAGGUGACGGCAGAGCCAGGCUACCCUCACAGCCUGGUGGAGCUGGGCAGCUGCCUGCCCCGCGAGGGCAUCGACACGGCGCUGCGCUGGGAGCCCGUGGGCAAAACCUACUUCUUCAAAGGGGACCGCUACUGGAGGUACAAUGAGGACAAGAGAGCCACGGACCCCGGAUACCCAAAGCCCAUCACGGUGUGGAGAGGGAUCCCUCAGGCUCCUCAGGGUGCUUUCAUCAGCAAGGAAGGCUUUUACACCUACUUUUACAAAGGGAAGGAGUACUGGAAGUUCGAUAACCAGAGGCUGAGCGUGGAGCCAGGCUACCCCAGGUCGAUCCUCAAGGACUGGAUGGGCUGUAACCAGAAGGAUGUUGAGCGGAGCAAGGACCGGCGCCUCCCGCACGACGACGUGGACAUCAUGGUGACCAUAAACGACGUGCCCAGCACCGUCAAYGCCAUCGCGGUGGUGAUCCCCUGCAUUCUGUCUCUGUGCAUCCUUGUCCUGGUAUACACAAUCUUCCAGUUUAAAAACAAAGAGGUGCAGCAAAAUGUUGUGUACUACAAAAGACCUGUCCAGGAAUGGGUAUGACACAGCCUGCUGCACRUUCCAACUCAUUGAGCCGAUGAGGACUAUGGACACACACAAAAAAAAAGAGAAAAAAUGCAUUGGAAAGCCUACCAAACAGAACUACUUCAGUGACCUACAAGUUUUGGACAGCCUGGGAUGGAAAUAAGCAGGAAAACUGGAAAAAAUAGAGGCAGGGCAGCCUUGCAGUGUGGAGCCUCUUUCCUUCGUACUGCCUCGGUCACCUGCCRGUUGCGGUGCCAUCCACCGGCUCGGUCUGCCAGCACCAGAGUCUUCGAGACAGGUUUCAACUGAUCUGGGAAACUUCCUUCAGUUCCCUGCACCAGUGCUCCCUGUUAAACCCAGCAUUCUCCAGUGUAGCUAAACCACCUCUGAACAGAACCAUUUUUUUAAUAGCUGUCUCAUAAAUGAAUUAAGAUCAUGAAAUCAAUGAACAAGAACAAUUUCAGUGUCAUAAGCAGAAGACAUUCUGAUGCUGAAAACCAUUCUAAAAGAUCUUCUUAGUUUAUUACAAAAUCCAGGGAUCUGCCUGGAUACGAUUUUCCAAUACCUGCUGGUCAGAUGUUUUGUACAUUCAUAACUAAUCAACGCUGCCACUCAGCACAGUGCACGAGGAACCACUGAGCACUCMAAGAGGUACUGGAGUGCGGAGCAGAAGCUCGAGAAGCACCAAACCAGACACCUGGCAACAUCAAGCCCUAGACUGGGACAAUCUGAAGACAAAGUAAUUUGGUCUUAAAAAAAAACCCAAACCAAUCAUUGUUUUUGUUUUGGGAGCCACUUAUGAAAGAAAUAUUUAAAUGUCAUGUAAGUUGGUUCAAGYUCCCGCCGUCAAGAACCCAUGAACCAAUGGUUACCGAAAUACUGGGAAUGUGUAUAGACGCAGACUGCACUCUGCCCCUUAAGAUGCUGGGAAAAGAUGAGUUGUUGUUCCGUGGCAUGUGUAACUAGAUUGUGGAAUUUGUAUGUUGGGUUUCAGGAGAAUGGAAAUGUUUGUUUGGAGUGAGGUCGUCAUAUUUCACUGAAAUAAUCAAGGUACAGUAAGAAUUAGGCCUUUUUGUAAAACUAAAUUCAACCCCUGUAGAUGUUACAAACAUUGUAUGCCUUCAAAAUUUGGGGUCUUUUUUUUUGUUUUGCUCACUUCUUCACAGGCAAAUAUUUGGCAAGGACCAAAGGAAGCAUGCCACACAGUAGAAUGAGUUCACCAUGUUUGACAGAGCCAUAAAAAUCAGGUAAAGGCAAGAAAAAUACCUUAACUUUCAGAUAGUUAACUUUCUUAACUUUCCACAGGUCUCUUCCUACAACAGUAGCUCCUGCUUGUCCCUCUUACAGUUGUGAGUGGUUCAGGACGUUGUGCCCUAACCACAAACUUUUGAUUUUCAUGUUGAUGCUGAUAUUUUUAUGAUGUUGAAUAAGAGUGGAAGAGUCUCUUGCAGUGCAGUGCAGCAGUGAAGCYCAGCACUGUACAGAAGUGCCAUCCAUGUCAGCAUAGGAAUUGCUUUGCCCGCUCACCAUGGGGAACAGGUGAUUAACCUAAGCCCUCUGCCUAUAACUGAAUUUUAUUCAGUGCAAUGGAAGUGCAAUGCACAGAAUGUCCACUUAGUAUAAAAAAGUACCGCUUUAUAAUGUCAGCUCUGAAAAAAAAAACAAUCCAAGGACUACAAACACGCUAAAACUAUUCCUAAUUAGAAUGAGGAACGAAGCAGUAGAGAGAUCGUUAGCAUUCCGGAUUGCUAAUUAGUGCUCAAAUAUUGCUCUGGUGAAGCAGGAUAGACACAUAGAUUCGUCUGGUGAAGCCCACUAGGACUGCAUUAACACGUGGUUUCAAAGUGUAUUUUGUCCUCCAUAACUGAUUUCCAUAGCCAAGCUGUUUAUUGUGUUUAAACAUAAACUAUUUACCAACAUAUUACAAAGUAAGUGAGAAGCUCGUAGCCUCGAACCUUUGAACCGUAGUGACAAAAACGUGCUAACGUCUCAUGAUGGGUGAAGGAGUGCGAAGGACCAAACAAACGGAAUCAGAGCUGCUGAUCAGACGCCCCCACGCCACUCGGCGUUGCUCCGUGUGCCAGAGGUGCAGUGGGACACACACCCCGGACACCACGGCCAUACGGCACCUCGGUCUCAUCUGUACGCUGCCAUCUCGCCGGGACUGCGACAGCCCAAACCUUUGAGCAACUUCCAACAGCCAUCAUUAAAAAAAAAAAAAAAUUAAAAAAAAAWUUACAACGGUGAGCAAUGUCUGGGUUUGUUUAUGUUUUCCUCCCCUUUGCCCCAAAGGCUUUUGGCCGGCCUGAGGAACGAGCUGUGCAAGCAGUGCAGUGUCCAGGCAGGCAGAGCAGUGUGCCCGGGGUGGCUGCAGCAGGGCAAGCUGCUGCCUUGGGC
Molecule: messenger RNA, 4066 nt
Organism: Malurus melanocephalus (red-backed fairy wren)
Lineage: Eukaryota; Metazoa; Chordata; Aves; Passeriformes; Maluridae
Gene: MMP24
Product: matrix metallopeptidase 24
Exons: 8
Coding region: 41-1687 (548 amino acids)
Biological process (GO): extracellular matrix organization; proteolysis; collagen catabolic process
Cellular component (GO): extracellular matrix
Molecular function (GO): metalloendopeptidase activity; zinc ion binding
Source: RefSeq, a predicted model, not a curated record